CUCAUGAACAAUUAACAAAACCUUGACAAUAUCUUAGAUGGAAGAAGAAACCAGGGAAUUGCGGCGUCACUUCCCGAAAAGCGGUUUUGAUUCGGCCGCUGGAGUUUACCAUUCACUCGUGCAACUCGGUGACGAAUACAAAAUUCCCACAAGGAACGAUCUUGACACCGCUACAUUUGUGUUGUCGCAAUUCCCGCAUCCGGAUCUUGCCGAGUCACGAGUUGCACUCAUUGACACAGCCACGAACCAGCAAGUUACCUACGGAGAACUCAGGCGUUCCAUUCGUGCACUCGCUUCAGGGCUUUACCACGCGCUUGGAGUUCGAAAAGGUGACGUUGUGUUUCUUUUAUCGCCAAACUCGGUCUUGUUCCCGACGAUAUGUUUGGCGAUAUUUUCAGUCGGAGCGAUUCUUUCACCUGCCAAUCCGAUAAACACCGAGUCCGAAAUUGUUAAACAAGUGCGCGACUCAGGCGCAAAACUUAUUAUCUCAGCCCCUGAAGAGUUACACAAGUUGAAACAAGUUAACGUGUUAACGAUUAUCACUUCCCAGGGUAAUCAAUCAAAGAACGACUCGGUGUCGGUUGAAGAACUGAUAAAUUGUUGUGACCCGGCCGAGUUAAUGAAGGCCGACUUGACUCAGUGGGACACGGCGGCCAUACUUUACUCAUCAGGCACUACGGGGACGAGCAAAGGAGUUAUAUUAACUCAUUCAAACUUUAUAUCAAUGUUAGUGCUCUUGAGAUGGUGCUGCAACGUAUCCCAGUCCCAAAACGACGUCUUUUUGUGCUUUCUUCCGAUGUUCCACAUCUAUGGGCUGGCGUUUUUCGGUUUGGGGUUGUUUUGUAUAGGCGUUACGGUGGUCGUCAUGCAGAAGUUUGACUUUCAAGCCAUGCUGGAUGCAAUUAAAGUCCAUAAAGUCAACAACCUUCCGGCGGUGCCGCCGGUUGUAUUGGGUUUAGUGAAACACUGCAAACCCGGGAGCGAUUUGUCAUCGUUAAAGAGAGUCGGCACGGGGGCGGCGCCUUUGAGUAAAGAACUGAGUGACGAGUUCAGGAAAAAGUUUCCGUGGGUGGAGCUCCGACAGGGCUAUGGGUUAACCGAGAGUUGCGGAGCGACGAGCUUUUUUGCAGGCGAUGAGGAUGCGAAAGCACGGGCAGGGUCGUGUGGGGCGUUGCUGCCGAGUUUUUGCGGGAAGAUUGUGGACGUUGAGACGGGAGAGGGGUUGGGGCCUUUUAGGAGGGGGGAGAUUUGGAUUAAGAGUCCGACGAUUAUGCAGGGUUACUUGGGGAACACGGAAGCGACGAGGCAGACGAUUCGAGAAGACGGAUGGCUGAGGACCGGUGAUCUUGGCUAUUUUGAUGAAGAUGGAUUUCUUUAUGUUGUUGAUAGGAUUAAGGAACUUAUCAAACAUAAUGGAUAUCAGGUGGCUCCAGCUGAACUGGAAGCACUACUUCUGAGUCAUCCAAAUAUACUUGAUGCAGCUGUGAUACCGGUUGAAGAUGAAGAAGCAGGACAGAUACCAAUGGCAUAUGUGGUGAGAGCAGCUGGUUCUCAGCUUACUGAAGACCAAGUCAUUCAAUUUGUGGCCGCCCAGGUGGCUCCUUACAAGAAAGUAAGAAGAGUGGCUUUUAUAAGUGCUAUCCCAAAAUCAGCUGCAGGCAAAGUCUUGAGGAAGCAGUUGGUUUCACUAAGUCAACAGCAUGUUGCCGCGAAGCUUUAGUUCAUUUUAUUCUCCCUUUUGUAGCUCGAAAUAAAGUGCGCUCGGCGUUGUCACCGCUGACAAAGAGCUGUUAAAGAAAGAACUGGUAUAACUGAUAUACCGCUAGAAUACGUAAAGAUUUAGAACCUACUUGUGAAAUGGUCCAUUUUCAGCUGAAACGCAGUCAAUCUCUAAGCUAUUUGAAUAUCAAAAGUCGGAGGAUUUUUAAUUU
This is a messenger RNA of Mangifera indica (mango), 1931 nucleotides long. Its product is annotated as probable CoA ligase CCL5. The transcript is spliced from 4 exons. The coding region runs from base 38 to 1720 and encodes 560 amino acids. NCBI's taxonomy places the organism in Eukaryota, Viridiplantae, Streptophyta, Magnoliopsida, Sapindales, Anacardiaceae. Gene Ontology annotation, molecular function: CoA-ligase activity. The record is from RefSeq and is a predicted model, not a curated record.